Molecule: messenger RNA, 4191 nt
Organism: Lodderomyces beijingensis
Lineage: Eukaryota; Fungi; Ascomycota; Pichiomycetes; Serinales; Debaryomycetaceae
Source: the annotation of a GenBank genome assembly
AUGGCAAAGAGGUCCAAAGUUAGUCGUACCCCCUCCUUAGGGAGUGAUGUUGCGACAAUUGCUGCUUAUCUGCGCCACUCAAGCGCAAGCGCAAGACGUGUUGGUUCAAGCAAGAUCAAAAUCACACUCAAUUUGGAUGCCAACACAAAUCGGCAGUAUGAAAUCGAUACCAUGGACCGGUUGAUUGUAGUGUUUGAUGAGUUUUGUCGCGGCUUGCAUUUGGACUUGUUCCAGCACCGGUUCUUCAAUGGCAGAACCCCGAUAUCCAGCUUGGAAACGGGGUUCAGUGCUGGUUUGCGAGACGGAUCCAUUGUGAGAGUUGAUCUAGUGGAUAGCUUACAGUUGUUGCGGACGGGCUCUGCUAUAUACUCUGGUCGAGCACAGGGUAGACGUGGGGUGAAAAAGCGACCUUAUCCACGUGACGAAACUCCUGAGUUGGAAAACUUUGACUGUGAUAGUCAAAGUGGUGAGGAACUUGAUGGCGAAGAUGACGAUGGUUGCAGUGGCCCGGAUUUUGAGCCCGGGAGACAACAAGUGCACCAAUUGAAACAGAGGAGCAAGGGCGAAAAGAACCUCAAAAGUAGAGAAAUAGAGAUGGUGGAGAAGCAAACAACUGCGAAACAAGCUGGGCAUAAAAGACGGCGAGUAUACGUGGUUGUGAAGGAGGAAACAACAGAGGCACACCCGAAAGAGCGAAGCACGGUCAACUGUGCCGGUGUCAAGGUUGCAAAGCAUCCGAAUCCAGUCGAGGUCAACUCCACUCCAGAUGCGAGUGGCAGUCACAGAGAUGCCAUAGAGAUUAAGGACGGUGUCUCGGACGAAGACGAUAAGGAGGUCAACGAGGGCAUUCCUGAUGUUGCUGUUGCCCACGAUCUUAACGAUGAUGAUGAGGUCGUGGUGGAUCUCAAUGUUGUUGACGGCAACGGCAACGGCAACGGCAACGGCAACAGCAACGGCAACGGCAACAGCAACAGCAACAGAUGUGACCUGCGUGAUGACAGCACGGCAAAGAAGGACCUGCGAGACACCACCAUCAAUGAUAGCGACUCCAUUUCCGAUACUUGCAAACCGGAUUCAAGUAUGACCAGCAUUGGCAGUGACGCUUACCUGAUCAACAAUGCUUCGAAUGAGAAACCCGGCAACGGCAAAGCCGCAGAUAACACCACAGAUUCCACCGCAGAUAUGCUUCCCGAAGUUCGAAUUACUGCAAAAUUCAAUGACGUUUCGUCUACUGUUCAAAAAUAUUUGGACGAGAACACGAAGGACGUAUUGUCCGACUUAUGCAAGGUCUGGAGUAUUGACUUGCUGAAAACCGAUUUUUACCAAAUCGAUGGCCUGGGCAACGAACGGCUUUUGCAAAUAGAUGAUACUAUUUUGUUUGCAAGUUUGAUAUUGGAGAACCUGGGUCAAAAUCCGAACCUCUACGAGGUUUCUGUGGUCGGUAGACCUGCAGUUGAGAACUCGAGAAACCAUUUGAACCCAUUGACAGAAGAGAAUGAGAGUUUGAAGUCUCAGAACGGACCAAUGCUUUGUCCUCCACUAGAUUUGGAAAUUCGCGGUCGUCAUGGAGAGACUCCUACCGGUUUCACGCCAACAACCGUUGCUCAGAAUGGGAAAAUCCGUCCAGACAAUGGUGCAGCUACUGAGACUUUCAAAGUGUCCGUCAUGCCUACCUACGGCGACAGUAUCCAAGGUGAUGCCAAUGAAAAAAUGGAUGCAAAUGACAAAAACACGGAGUCGGCCAGUCGAGAUAUUGACAAAGUUGCCAGUGACGACGACAAUGACAACGACCAGUACAAUGAGAUUAACCAAGAUAAUGCCAACACCGACAUCCAGCCCGUUGAUUUAAACAAGGACACGGUUACGAGCAAGAAUCAAGCUGCCUCUCACGACAAUGACAGCAAAACGAAGAGACUGAGAUCUCAAGGUUUUGAUGAAAAACGCCGCCAAAAUGAGGACCUGACCAGCCGUGCUUCCAGCAUUGAAUAUGGUGGCGGCGACAAGACUACAGACAGCCUCAAAAUCUGCAUGUACGAAGUAGACGCAAACCACUGCUUCUUGUCACAGAAGGAUCCCGGUGAUCGCGUAAAGUUUGAAAUAGAAUUGCCAGGGAUACGAACGAUUCCGUUUGCUAUUCGCCGCCACAGCCUACUAGGCUAUACUAUAGAUAAAUUCACGGCAGAAAUGGGAUUGCCGAUACGUGGUGCACGAGAGGCACUUUCAUUCACCUACAAGGGUGCUAGUCUAAGUGUUCAUGAUACCCCACACAGAAUAGGAAUAGAAGAGGGCGACCUUGUUGUUGCUACUUUUGGGAGUAUUUCAACCACUGUGGAAAUUGAUGAAAAAACAACAUGGCAAGCUUCAAAACGGUUAGAUCUUCCACCAAGUGAGGUUUUGAAAGAUUUUUGCACAAAAUAUGACGUUGACUUUGCAAAGACAGAUUUCUUUCGGAUUGAUUCCCUUGGUAAGAUGCGACGCUUAAAAAAAGAAAAAUCCACCUAUUAUGAGAGUUUGGAAUUGGAGAGCAGGCCUCAACUCCUGAGAUACUAUGGGAUAGAUUUGUUCUUCAAACCUGCUGCCGCCAACGCCACCAGCUUCACUGCCACCAGCAUCAAUGGGCUGAGCGAGAGCGUUGUAAAGAGUGGGGAAAGUUUAGCGUGUGCUGAAGAGGCGAAUAUUCUUCCAAGUGAAAAACCCAACGUUGGCGAAAAGGGUCUUGAUGAGCCCAUAGCCAGUGAAAGCGAUGGCAAGGGUGUUGUCCAUGAUCUGCACCCUAGCAAUACUGUUGAUGAAUGCCCUUCACUGAGCAAGACCGAUUUUGUCCACGAUGCUAUUGUUGAAGAUAACAGAACAACUGCCGUACUUACCUCCACAUCACCAAGACCUCAAGAUGAUCUCGUCAAUGCAGUUGUUGUUACUGUCGAAAACAACGUCAAUACAGAAGACGCUAGCGUUGGUGACAACUUAAACGGCGAUACCGUCGAAGAUCUCGAUAAAGACAUGGUUGUAACUGACAAAGAAGGCGAUGGAGAAAACGAAGUCGAGAACGAAGUUGAGCACGAAGUCGAGAACGAAGUCGAGAACGAAGUUGAGCACGAAGUCGAGAACGAAGUUGAGCACGAAGUCGAGAACGAAGUUGAGCACGAAGUCGAGAACGAAGUUGACAACGACAUCGAGAACUAUAACCACGCUGAAUAUAGUGACAGUUACCUGGAUGAAGGUGCAGAUAAGAACAUGGAUAUGGAUCUUGAGUCUGACGCCGAGAUUGCAGCCACCGGCAACGAGAUCAAUUCUGGCACAAAGGAGCCUCAUUCCCCUGCACGCGAAGAAACCGAGCUAAACCCAGCUGAAAGCACUGCAAUUAGUCAGGAGCUGACCAGUGAAUGGGCAGACGCUAUGCACCCGAGCCGCAGAGCAAGUGUUGAUAGCACAAGUGACGUGCAGACAAACUAUUCACAGCAUAAUGUGACUAUUGCGACUGACAUUGAUAAUUUCCAAAGCCCGAGGUCGAUACCACCAUCGCCUGGGUUUAAGAUUGCAACAAAAACUAGCGCAAGCACACACACAGCGGGUAGUCAUGUGUUUUCAGAAGAGGUAGGAGCCACUGCUUUCAAAGCACGUUCGAACACAGAAUUGUUGAAAGAGGCAGCAACCGAAGCAACAGAUUCAGCCCAUGCAACUAGCACAAGCAAGAGAAUAAUAACAGCAAUGCAAGACGAAACUGUACCUGAAACUGUUCCUGGACCAAUGGUCGAAGUGAGCGCUAGUAGUCCUUUUGGUUGGGAAGCCACACCUACUUCAGAAACCUCACGCGUUGGAAGCCAACAAGACAGUACUUUGCGUGCUCAAGAAUCAAAAUCAAAACCAAACGCAGCAGGUGCUCUCCCAUCGGCGUUGCCAGAUACAUUGGCAUCAAUUGCGUCCGAAGUUGAAGACAAUAAGAAAUUCGAUAAGAUAAUCUUGCAUAUCAAGAAUGUCGAUGGUUUAGUGGACACCUAUCGCUUGGGCGAGAAUGUUACCUUGGGGAAACUCAUGAAACGGCACUGUCGGUACAGGAAAUUGAAUUGCAACGGGAUUACAUUGAUAUUCAAGUCGUCCGUUGUGUUUCCCUCGGAUACGCCCGGCACUUUGGAAAUGGAAGACGACGAUGAGAUACUUUUGCUAGAGAAUAGUUUAUCCUACUUUCUCUAA